Molecule: messenger RNA, 633 nt
Organism: Ipomoea nil (Japanese morning glory)
Lineage: Eukaryota; Viridiplantae; Streptophyta; Magnoliopsida; Solanales; Convolvulaceae
Exons: 3
Coding region: 1-633 (210 amino acids)
Source: RefSeq, a predicted model, not a curated record
AUGGGAGAUAUUCUGAAGCUGGCUGGCAUGUCUAAUUGCAAACCGCUUGCCACUCCGGCCUCGAUUUCUCGGACUGAGUCUUCUGAUGAGCUGUAUGAAAAUCCUACUCAGUAUCGCAGUCUAGCAGGUGCCUUGCAGUAUCUUACUAUUACCCAGCCAUAUUUAUCUUAUGCGGAGCUUCUGAAGCGCGUCUUGCGUUAUUUCAAGGGUACGGUAGACUUUGGGAUAUGGUUGGCUGCUUCUUCAUCUACUGAUCUUCAUGCCUUCUCAGAUUCGGACUGGGCUGGCUGUUCUGUUGAUAUGAAGUCGACUAGUGGUUUUGUGAUGUUUCGGCGGAGGUUACUUGGAUUGUGUCAUUGUUACGAGAUUGGUUUUCCUCCUGGUGCUACGCCGCGCUUGUGGUGUGAUAAUCUUGGUGCGACGUAUCUUUGUGCUAAUCCUGUGUUUCAUGCGAGGACGAAGCACGUUGAGAUCAAUUUUCACUUUCUCCAGGACAAGGUGGCUACUGGGGAGCUGCAAGUUAGUUUUAUUUCCACCAAAGACCAGUUGGUUGAUAUCUUCACCAAACCACUGCGGACUCUGCGUUUUGAGUUUCUACGUGACAUGCUUAUUAUCGUGUCUCUCCCUUCUUGA